AUGAAGCUUCUUUCUGCUCCCCUUGAUUCUUGCGUUUUGGGGUUGGUUGGCUACUCAAUCAAUAGCGUUCGUGAAGUGAUUGAUCUCUUAGAUGGGCUUGUUGAGAUAGGUCAGAAUGAAGCAAAUGCCCCUAGUGGAAGGAAUAUGCCCAGAGGUGGUUUAGAGAAUAAGUCAAUAAGUAAGAUCGAAAGGGCAGGGAUAUCUCUUGGUCUUCCGAAUGUUGUUUAUGUUCCUGGUGAAAAAGAGUCGCUUUCCUUCCUUCCCCAUCUCUAUUUGAUACAGCUAGAGUUUUCACACAAACGCCUUGAUUCACCUAUCCGAAUCCUCUACUUUCCUUGGUCGUUCACCUGCCCCGUCUGGUGA
Sphenostylis stenocarpa is the source of this 363-nucleotide messenger RNA. Lineage: Eukaryota; Viridiplantae; Streptophyta; Magnoliopsida; Fabales; Fabaceae. The record is from the annotation of a GenBank genome assembly.